GCCCUGUGGGCUAUGGCUUUGGCUUUGUGUCACAGCGAUUUGAGGAGGCAGGAGGCUGGCAUUGGAGUGAAAGCAGACUUGUUGCAGUGGCAGUGUCAUGGAGAAAUCUCUGGUAACGCUGGACAAGGGUACAUGCUGCUCUUCUUGGAACUACUGUUGCCAGAGAUUGGCGACGGGAUCGUCAGAUGGAAUACUGGCGAUUUUUGAUUCUCCCGACCCAGAUUCUUCGACCUUCACCUGCACGUCUAGAUGUAAGGCACAUGAAACAAGUAUUACAAAAGUUACUUGGAUUCCUCCAGAAUAUGGUGAUGCAGUUGCAUGCAUUUGCUUAGAUGGAAAAUUAUCACUAUGGGAGGAAAUUGAGGAAGGUCCACAUCCACUAAAAUGGAAGGUAUGUAAACACUUUGAAAGCAAUGCAGCUCGAGUGCUGGACCUCCAAUUUGGGAUGUCCCAAACAAGUUUGAAAAUGGUUGUUGCAUACUCAGAUGGCCAAGUUAAAAUUUAUGAACUAUUGGACCCGUUGGAACUUAAGAAAUGGCAGCUUCAGGCAGAAAUCCAGAAUGUAAUUGAUCCAGUUACUAUAUUUGGGAAGCCAUCAUCUUCAUCUGCAUCCAUUUCUUGGAAUCCUCAAAGAGGUGAAAGUCAUCAAUUAAGUUUUGUUCUGGGUUUUAAUUCAGAUCUACCGCAGUUCAACUCGUCCAAGGUUUGGGAAUUUGACGAGGCUCAUCAACGGUGGCUGCCAGUUGCAGAGUUAGCUUUGCCUGAAGACAAGGGCGAUCAGGUCUAUGUGGUUGCAUGGGCGCCCAAUAUUGGAAGGCCAUAUGAAAUGGUUGCUGUUGCAACAAGCAAGGGGAUUGUGCUAUGGCAUCUAGGGCUGAACCCUGACGCAGAUGGAAGGCUUCCUGUGGAGAAGGUUGCAUUGCUCUCUGGUCAUGAAGGCGAGGUGUGGCAAAUGGAAUGGGACAUGAGUGGAAUGACACUGGCAACAACCGGAAGCGAUGGGGUAGUGAGAUUGUGGCAGUCCAACCUGAACGGUGUAUGGCACGAAGAAGCUGCCUUUAGGGCCCCCUCUUAGUACUUCUUCCCCAUUCAGUCUGUUGCAGUGACCAUCCCUAUUCGACUAAAAUGUAAUGACUCAAGUUAAUCCCAAAGGUAUGUUAAAUGAGAGUUUUCCCUCUCAAUCUUUCUUUCCUCACUUAUUUGUAGGUAAGUCCCAAGGCAUUCUUUUGAAGUUCCUGAAAAUUACCCCACAGAUUUGCCCUAAUUAGAUGGUUAAGAGUUAAGACUCGUUGGUUAAGUUGAUUUACGUUUUUGUUUUUAAAUUUCUUCAUUGUUUAAGACUUUUAGUGGGUAUCCAUUUGGUGGUGGAUCCCAAUUUUGGAAACAUGGGGAUAAGUCGCAAGUCAUGGGUUGGGGCCUUUGACCCACCUGUUCUGUGUCUCCAAGCCGUAGAUUUGUCUUUCCUGAUGAGAUGAUGAUUUGUAAAUGAAGAGUUGAGGAGUUCCACACAA
Messenger RNA from Nelumbo nucifera (sacred lotus), 1511 nucleotides. RefSeq names its product Transducin/WD40 repeat-like superfamily protein (gene SEH1H). Gene Ontology annotation, cellular component: Seh1-associated complex; nuclear pore outer ring. Gene Ontology annotation, biological process: positive regulation of TORC1 signaling; cellular response to amino acid starvation. Gene Ontology annotation, molecular function: protein binding; structural molecule activity. NCBI's taxonomy places the organism in Eukaryota, Viridiplantae, Streptophyta, Magnoliopsida, Proteales, Nelumbonaceae. The record is from RefSeq and is a predicted model, not a curated record.